UUGGAGGACCUGUGAAUUUGUCCUGGCUUUGCAUCUUCCUACCUGUUUUACUUCUCUCAGUUAUCACAUCUGUAAAAAGAGAGGGUUAGACUUGAUCUCUAAAGUCCCUUCUUCCUCUAAAUCUAUGAUAACAUAAAAGAUUUCCAUUACGAAUUUGUGGUUGUGGUAUAGGAACAGCAGCUUUUCUCUGCUGUUAACCAUAGCCACAAAGUCAGUAUUGGCCAUAGAUUCAUACAUCUGAAAGGGACCUCUGAGGUCAUUUAACCCAAUCCCUUCUGAACUGAGGUGCAGAGAAGUUGCCCAAGAUGGUACUGGUAUUAAGUGGCAGAAUGAAGAUUUGAACCCUGGGUCAGGGAGAGGCUUGGGUGGGUGCCCUUUCACUUCUGAGUGCAGUGCCAGAAAGACGUUGAAGAUAAUUUACUCUUCUGGUUAAAGUUGUGAAUAUAAAACAAGGGGGUUGAAUUAUGCCUUGUUUAUCCUUAAAAUAUCUCCUCCAGCACCUAGCAUAUUUCAUUGCACAGAAUAAGUACUUGAUAAAUGUUAAAGGAGUAAAGUAAUGAUUGCUGCCUUUUACUCUCAUCAGCAUUAAGAAAAGGCAGGACAUGAUCUGAAAUGGCCAACUUGGAACAUUUAACAGACCUGAUUGAAGUGGGCAGGCUUUGAUAAUUUUGACUGUUAUGAAUGCCACUGAGGGAUUCCUCAGGAGUCCACCAGAGGUUAUUAUGGCCAAGAAGCUCUAGUUUAAUGAGUUGAAACAGGUGGCCUGCUGGAUUUUGUUUGAGGAGAGGAGAGGAGAGAGAGUGGCUGAGCAGAGAUCUUUAUCCCUAUGGCGCCUGCCCACUUCCUAACAAGGGCCCCAGCUGGGAGAGCUCUCUAGGUACCAGUCACACUGCCCACAGUAAAUAUAUUGUCCUCCUUUUCACCAACAGAGGAUCAGAAAGAAUCAAGGAUAAUUUGCCAAGAGAAGAGAGAGAGGGAGAUCUGGUAUUUGUAUUCACGUAGCUGAAGAGUUUUCAUAGGAUAAUCUCUAAUAAUAGUAGCAGCUCACAUUUAUAGAAUGGUUCAAGGUUUGCAAGUCCCUUUAGGUGUUUACAUUUGAUACUUACAACCCUGAAAAGUAGGUGCUCUUAUUAUCCCAAUUUUACAGAUGAGGAAACUGAGGCAGGCCUGAGUGACAAGUUAAGUGACUUGCCCUGGGUUAUACGGCUAAUAUGCAUCUGAAGAAGGAUCUAAACUCAGGCUUUCUCACUUCAAGUACAGUACUCCCAAACUGGGAGAUUGUAGUAACUCUACCAUCUAGCUGUCCCAUGAAAGAGGGAAUGAAUGAACCCUAUCGCUUGGCCACUGGGGACGAAUUCGAGGGAUUGGUAGUUUAUGAAAGGCUUGCCUCAAGGAGUAACGAGUUCCUUUUCACCAGGAGGCUUUAAGCAGAUGUUUGGGGUGUUGCAGAAGGGAUUUCUGUUCAGGAGUUUGCUGGAUUAGAUGACCUCUGAGGUUUUCAUGAUAGUCAUUUCCCCAGACACCCUCUUAUUGUUGGAAACAUUCCAUGAUGUCAUCUUUCUCAGGCCUCUCCCUCAUUCUGUGUCAGUAUCUGGCACAUGGCAAAAUCUGAGCUAUGUUGGUAAAACAACCCAAUUAAACAAAUUCCUAGUAACUUGGGAAUAACUCAUAGCUUCCUCCUGUGUAUUUGCAUUUUAAAAGCAAUCUCUGAUUGAUUUAAUUUCAAGCAACCAGCUAGUAAGGCUAGGACCUAAUUGUAAUUUUUUUUUAAACCCUUAUCUUCUAUUUUGGAAUCAAUACUGUGUGUUGGUUCCAAGGCGGAAGACUGGUAAGGGCUAGGCAAUGGGGGUCAAGUGACUUGUCCAGGGUCACACAGCUGGGAAGUGUCUGUGGUCAAAUUUGAACCCAGGACCUCCUGGGUGUUACUGAGCCACCCAGCUGCCCCCCCCCCCAUAUUGUAAUUUUAUUCCAUUUGUUUGCUUCAUGAACAUGCUCCACAAUUAGGCUGUGACUAUCCUUUUUCUUUAGUCCUAUGUAGCACCAAGUGCUGGUAUCUGUACACAAUAAAUGCUUAUUUUAUGAAUGAAUGAUGGAUGGAGAGAGGAAUAAACAGGCAUAGAUAUCAGAUGGGAUGGACUAACCAUAAGUUUGGCAAGGGGAGAGAGUAUUAAAUACCCAAAAGUAAUUAAGUAGCACAGAGGAUCAAGUGCACUAGGGCUAGAGUCAAGAAGAUGAACUUAAAUCUGAUCUCAAAUGUUACCUUAAGUUACUUAACCUCCGUUUGCCUCAUGUUCCUCAACUGUAAAAUGGGAAUAAUAACUGCAUCUCCUCCCCAGGGUUGUGGCGAGGUUCAGAUAAAAUGUUUAUAAAGUAUUUAGCAUGGUGUCUGGCACAUGAAAUGUAAAAGCUUAAUAAAUGUUCAUUUCCUUCCUUCCUCAUUGUAUGGAUUAAUAAAAUGAUGGAUGGAUAAAUGGAAGGAUGGACCUAAAUGUCAUCAAGGAAAACACUGAAUAAACAUAAGUUGGGUAAUACAGUUAAAGAUCCAAAUAAUCUUGACCAUGAAUGAGCAUUGUAGGUUAUAUAAUUAAAAAAAGAAUAACACUAAGAUUUAUAAAUAGGUUGUUUUUAGUGUGAUAUGUGAGAAAAAUUGACACAGUCAGAGAAACCAAGCUUAAUUUUGGUUUGAGAUUAUUUUCCAUGUGACAUUGGGCAAAUCACAUAAUCUCUUUGCCCUCAAUUAAUUUAGUAGAAAAAUUGGGCUGGACUAGAGAACCUCAAAGGCCUUUUCCACCUCUAACUCUACAAUCCUAAUUAUGGCAUACAAGUCUCCUACAUAUCAGAAGCAGCAUGAUAUGGUAGAAAGAGCCCUGAAUUCAUAAUUAUAAGGCGUGAGUUGAGUCUCAACCCCAUUACUCACUCAUUAUGGGAUGCCAAAAAGAUUACUUAACCUUUCUAAGUAUCAAUCACCUCAUUUGCAAAAUGUGAUAAUAUUUAUCAUCCCAAUGAUAAUGAUAAUGACUUGUACAAAUGGUAAUAGUUAUACUACUAACCUCACAAGAUUAUAAGAAAAAUGUAUUUUUUGCCUUAAAGCUAUCUACAUAUGUGAGCAAUUAUUAUUUUUGCCCAAUAGAGUAUUGUGCCCAGUUUGUAGGGUUUUUGUUUUUACUGUUUGUUUUAAAAGGUAUAUAGAGAAAAUGGAGAGGCCAUUAAAAAUAUGCCAAAAUAAAUAAAACCAUUAUCAGUAACAUUUAUCAAGUACCUACUAUGUGCCAGGCACUAAAGCUUUGGAGACACAAAAAGGCAAAAAGAUAUAAUCCCUUGCCCUCAAGGAACAUGCAAUCUAAUAGAAGAGAGAACAUAUAAAUGAAUAUAUGCAAAGUGAGCUAUAUACAAGACAAAUGGAAAAUAAGUACAUAAAUAAAAGCACUGGAACUAAAAGGGGCUGAGGAAAGCUUCCUGAAGAUGGUAAGAUUUUUAAGUUGGGAGUUAAAAGAAAUCAGGGGAAUCAAUAGUUGGCGUGGAAGAUAGAGAGCAUUCUGGCAUGAGGAACAGCCAGAGAAAAUUCUCAGAGACAAGAGAUGGAAUGGCUUGUUUGUGUAACAGCCAGGAAGCCGGUGUCACUGGAUCAAACAGCAAACCAGAUAUUUCUUCUUGACCACAAUGCAUUUUUUCUUGUUUUUUGGGAAUGGGAAAAAUAAGUAUGGAAAAUUCUAUACACUGAGCCUGAGGCAGUCUGCUGUAGUGGAAAAAACAACGCAAGACAAUGGACUGGGGUCUGGAAUUUUGACUGAGCUUUGCCAUUUAGUAGUUAUGUGACUUUUAGGCUCAUCAUUUAAACUUACUGAACUUCAGUUCCCUCAUCUGUAAAAUAAGAGGAUUGUCCUUAUACCUAUUUCCACAAUAGUCUACCAUAUUGCUUUGCCCACAAGGUAAUGAAUAAAUGGUUUUUGAAUGAAUUACUGAUCUGCUAUAACCCUCCCAGCUCUAAAGUUUUAUAGUCUGGGGAAAAAGAUUCUAUUCUCUCCCUUCCCUGGUCUCUGCAUUCCUUGUUGUGUCUGCCCUGUACUCUUUCUCCUUCACAGAAUCUCAGAAUUGACAUGGAACCCUGAAUUAUCUCUACUGCCUACCCAACAAGCCUCUGCUUACAGACCUCCAGUGAGAGAGAGCCUACCACCUCCCAAGGCAGUAUAUUUCACUUUUAAAGAUAUCUCAUUGCUGAGAAAUUUUUCAUUUCAUUAAAUAUAAAUCUGCAUGUUUCCAAUUUCCAUUCAUUUCUUCUAGUUCUGGUAGUUUAUUAGUCCCCAUGGUAAAAAAGUAGGACCCAAGGCAGAACACAGCACUCUAGAUGAGAAGAGUUGUGUGGCUCCAUCUUUCUUGAUUGGUGAUGACCAUUACCACAUCCACCACGAACAGUGGUCCUCUCCUAUUUUGGACACUUCUCUUUUCUUUGUAAUUAAUUUUCUUCCUCCACCUCAACUCAUUCUGAAGUUUUACCUUUGGCACUAAUUUCAAGCCAUUGUGUUCAUGCUCUUUUUCUAACCUUUUUUUCCAUUUUUGUACCCAUAUUUUAAAAGAUUUAAGUUGAUCUGUAAGUUCCAUGUGCAGUCAUGAUUUUUAGAUAUCCUGUCCCCACUCCUCCCCCUCUUUUUCCUCCUCAUAACAAUUGUUUCCCUUUAGUUUCUCAACUCCAUUCUUCAGAACUUCCUCCUCCUGGGCUGAUUUCCCACUAUAGAAUUUGAGUCCAUGGGAUCCUACCUCUCUUUUAUCUGAAAGAAUAGUUCUAAGCCCCCUCUUCCUCUGUUGUAGAUUUCUAACUGGUCAUGGCAAUUCACAUGGCAUGUGUUCUGAAUGCCCCAUGGAGGGAGCAUAGAUCUGAUUGUUAUGUCCCCCCCCCAGUAUCACUAUAAGCUCCAUGAGGUAUAAAAUAGCAUGCCCACGUGUCAUUUUCCAUCUCCCUUAAUACUUAGCUCAACACUACAGCAUAUUAGUGGCGUAGUCAAUGGUUGUUCAAUCAGUCUGUAUCCUAGAGGGCAGACAACGCACUGGGUCUCUAUCUACUAGCACGAGAAAGAGUACCGAUAAUUACACAUAUUCCUAGCAGGUGCUCAGUGCUGGCCCAGUGCCUAGCCUAGUGCCAGGCACGUAGUAGGCAUUGGAUGCUGACUGAGUGACGAAGCCAUCUGUCCCAGCAGCUGAGGGAGGCUGAAGGUGAAGCAGUCUUCUCAUUCCAAUUUCAUGGGAACACUUGUAGAAGUGUUCUUGCUGGAGCUGCUUUGGAGGGGGUUUCCAGGUUUGCCUUUUUAAAAAACUACUGUCCUAUUCUUAACCACAGACUCUCCCUUCCCCAGGCAGGGAGAUUUCUCAGGUGCUAAUCUAUUGUUGAACAUGUAAACCCACACCACGUGUUGGCUCCCUCUGUGUAUGUGUGUGUGUGUGUGUGUGUGAAUUCUUGCGAGAGGACAUGAUAUCAGAGGCAAAGCCUUUUGUAGCUGGUACAAUUCCAAGAGAAUUCCUUGAAACCACCAAUGAGACAUGCCAAGGCAAGACUUUGAGCACAUUAAUUUGCAUUUGGGUUAUAUUGUCCUUAUAUUCCCCCAAGUACCUAUUAGAAUAUUUUUUUCUUUUAAAAAAUAGAUUUUGGGUAUCUUUUUUUUCCCCUAAAGCCCCUGCCUUCCAGCUUAGAAUCAAUAUUGUGUAUUGGUUCUAAGGCAGAAGAAUGGUAAAGGCUAGGCUUACCCAGGGUCACCCAGCUGGGAAGUGUCUGAGGUCUGAUCUGAACCCAGGACCUCCUGUCUUUAGAUUUGGCUUUCAAUCCACUGAGACACCCAGCUGUUCCCUUUGGAUAUCUUUUGCUUUCACAUUUCCUAGAUUUCUCCCUGUACCCCUCUUCUUUCUAACUAUCAGAGUUAUCCUUUCUAACAAAAUUUUUUUUAAGAAAAAGGAAGCUGAGAAAAACAAUUGGACAAAACCAGUAAUAGAAUGAAGAAAAAAAUCUAACAGUAUAUACAAUAUUUCAUUCCAUAGAAACUCUACCUCUCUGCAAAGGAGGGAAUGAAAUGUUCUCUCAUGAUAUAAUAUUUUUUUAUUUUAAUUUUUCAAUUUAAAAAAUUUUCCAUGGUUACAUGAUUCAUGUUUUUCUCCCUCCCUUCAUUCCUCCCCCCUCUUGGAGUUGAUAAGCAAUUGCACAGAGUUAUACACAUAUAUAUACAUACAUACAUAUAUAUAUAUAUCACUUGAACCUAUUUCUAUAUUAUUCAUUUUUGUAAAAGAGAAAUCCUUUAAAACCCAAACCCUAAAUCAUAUACCCAUAUAAACAAGUGAUGAAUCACAUGUUUUCUUCUGUGUUUCUGCUCCCACAGUUCUUUCUCUGGAUGUGGAUAGCUCUCUUUCUUAUAAAUCCCUUAGGAUUGUCCUGGAUCAUUGCAUUGCUAUUAGUAGCAAAGUCAAUCACAUUUGAGCAUCCCACAGUGCUCUCAUUGUGUAUAAUGCUCUCUUGCUUCUACUUAUUUCACUGUGCACCACAUGAUACAAUAAAUUUAAUAAGAUUUAGAGUUAGAGUUAGAAGGAACCUUAGAGAUCAUCUAGGCCAAUUCCCUUUUUUAUCAAAAAGGAAACGAGGCCCCAUAAGGUUAAGUGACUUGCCAAAGGCACAUUUCAAAGGCUGAAUUUCAACUCAGGUUGUCUAAAUCCAAAGCCAGUGCUUUUUCUACAGUGUCAUGAUGCCUGUCAUAUUCAGAUAGAAUCCAUUAUCUCUUCUGAAAAUUAUCUGUGUUGUAUAUUAUCUAACUAAAUUAAGAGUUUUUAACUUUUGUGUGUUAUGCUCUGCUUUGGCAGCCUGGUUAAGUCUAUAGACCCUUUCUCAGAAUAUUUUAAAUGGAUAAGAGAUACAGUAUUAGAGAGGAAACUAAUUAUGUUGAAAUUUAGGUAUCAAACGUGUUUUCUUUAAGUUUAUAGAUACCAGGUUAAGAAGCACUGAUCUACAGUAAUAAUAAUAACUUGCUAUUAUAGAGUGCUUAAACGCUUACAAAAUACCCAUUAAAACACGAUAGGGAGUGAAUGUAUUACUAGUCUUGUUUUUCAGAGGGAGAAAUAGAGGCUCGAUGAGGUCACCUGCCUUGCCUGGGUACCAUAACUUAAAAAAUGACAGAUCUGGGACUUGGAAAUGGGACACUGCUCAGGAUCACUGAUUUAACAGCCAAAAAAAGCUGAUAUGUAUUAAAAGGGACAUCAUGUUAGGAGCUAGAGACGUGAUGGCACCACUGUCACCUUGCCUGGUCUUUACCCAUCUGAAGUAUCAUGUUGGGUUUUGGGUGCCACAUUCCAGGAAGGGCAUUGAUUAAGAAUUGAAGUCUAAGAUGGAGAAGAGUAGACUAAAGAGGCAUGGUAGUUGACUUGAAUAUUUGAAUGACUAUGGGUGGGAAAAGGCACUAGAAGCAAUAGCUGGAAGUAACCUGAAGGUAAAUUAAGGUUGAAAUCAGAAAAGACUUCCUAACAGCUUGAACUAUUCUAAAAUAGAAUGGAUUGUCUUAGAAGAGAGACACUUUCCCCUCAUUAGAGUUCUUUCGUUAGAGUCUAUAGGGAAGCAGCAAGGUAACACAAUGGAAGGAGUAGCAGGUCUGGAGUUGGGAGGACCUGGGUUCAAAUCUGUCCUCAGAUACUUCCUAGGUGUGUGACUUGGGGUAAAUCACAACUGAGUUCAAAUCCAGCCUCAGACACACACUAGCUGUAUGGUCUUGGGCAAGUCAUUUAAUCUUGUUUGCCUCAGUUUCAUCAUCUGUAAAAUGAACUGGAGAAAGAAAUGGCAACCCACAACAGGUGCAAAGAGAGCUCCAAAUGGGUCAUAAAGAGUCAGACACAACUGAACAACAAAUAACAAUUGAGGGAGAGUGGAGCUCAGCCUUUGUUCCAACAAUCCCAGAUGGAACAAGCAGAAUCCGUCCCCAGCAUCUGGCCCCCCUCCCUGCAGCAGGCAGUUAAAGCAUUUCCUUAAUUCAGAUGAACUGCUGAAAGAGGGUCAUCCAUACACAGUGAUCCUGUUCCUUUCCCCAAUCCUUACCAGCACAAUGGGUCAGUGUCUGAGACUCAAGAUGUGCCUCCCCAGUGAGGAGUGAAGCCUCUGCUAACUGCUCAGUGGAAAAGUUGUCAAUAGCAUUUGUUAAGCACCUACUAUGUUCAGGGAUACAAGGAAAGGAAAAGCUUCCAGCUGAAGGGGAGAGACAAUAAGAGAACCACUACGGUCAGAAGGUUCUCCAGAGACGAUGACCAGAAGUCCCAGACCUUAGAGUCAGUCGUCCCAAAGAAGUCUUCGGGUCCAACUCAUCCUGCAACAAACAUCCCCGAUAUAACACAAGGAACAGGAGGAGGUCCUGCAGCCUUGAAUGUUUUUUCUUUUUAAUCCUAAUCUUUUUAGUGUGAAUUUUAAGGCAGAAGAGCAGUAAGGGAUAGGGAAUUCCAGUUGUGACAGCUGGAAUAAAGGGUUUGAGGAAACAAAUUCUAAUUUGCUUCAUCAUCUCCUGGAUUUUAAAUUUUAGUAAAAUUCAAAAGACAAAACAAGAAAGAGAAUCAGGAUUUGUAAGCACCUAUUGGGUGCUGGGCACUGUGCCAGGUACUUUAUAAAUAUUAUCUCAUUGUAAUCUUCAUAGCAACCUGGCAAAGUAGGUGCUAUUAUUUUUCUCACUUUACAGUUGAGGAAACUGAGGCAAGCAGAUGUUGAGUGACUUGCCCAGAGUCACCCAGCUAGUAAGUGUCUGAGGUUGAAUUUGAACUCAGGUCAUUCUGACUCUAGGUCUAUCUAAUGCUCUGUCCAUUGAGCGACCUGACUACCAGGAAAUGAUUGUGCUCCUUCCAGCUGUGCCCCAAGCUGUAGACAGAUUCUGAGUGGCCUGAAGUAGAUAACACUAUUUUCUACUCAGAAGGACAAUGGGAAUGGAGCCCUUCAGAAGUAUGCCAACCCAGGAUAAGCAGCCUUAAAUGAACUAGCACCCACACCACCCAUCUCCUUUCCCCUAAAGAUACCAUAUUUGCUAGAAAUAGAAAUUGACUGAAUAAAAGCCUCUUUGGAAAAAAUAAUCAAGAGAAUGAGCUAGAGAAUGAUAAAUACAUAGUUCGUGAAAUUCCUUUGGUAAAACUCCUCAGAGGAUAAACUUCUGAACCUGCCAAUUCUAUCUUGUGUGUGUGUGUGUGUGUGUGUGAGUGUGUCACUAAUACAUGGUAAGUUCAUUGGAGAGGCACCAAAUGAAGGACUUUCUUUUCAGACCUCAGUUUGAAGAUUAUUACUGGCUUAGGAAAUGAAGAAAGACCUUUAAGGUGGGAGCAUUUGAGAUGAACUUUUCAUCAGUUGAAAAAAAAAAAGAACAUUCUAGGCUUAGGGAAUGGCACAAGCAAAUCAUAGAUCUCAUUUAUGUGGCCCUCUAAGGUUUGCAAAGCUCUUUCCUCACUCAGAGGCACAGAGACAGGGAAGAAAUUAGUCUCUUUCACUGGAGAAUAAAGAUAUAUGUAAGGGACUAAGAUGAUAUGUCUGAAAAAAUAAGGUGAUCCCAGAUGAUGGAGGUUUGAAUGCCUGACUGUUACUUAGCAUGUUAUUGGAAGUCACUGAAGAUACCUGAACAGAGGCAGAUAGAAAAGCAAUCUGAUUUGCUGCCAAAAUCUUCCAUGAAUAUUGCCUCUCCUGGUAGAAUGUGAGCUCCUUGAGGGCAGGGAUUGUCUUUUCAAUUUUCACUGAUUAAAUGGAAGAACUUGAUAAAUGCUUUAUUCCUUUGUUCAUACCUUUUCAAGUUUAUUCAGGUGUCUCUUCCUCUUCUUAGUUAGAAUGAGCAAAAGUGAACAAGAUAUACUUGCCAACGUGCACACAUAGGUCCUUGUAUUUUGAAGUAGCAUGACUGUUCAUGGAGUAUGUAUGGUGCAUGAGAUAUAUUUUUGUGUGUGAGAAAAAGGCAGAGGUGGAACCCACAGUUCCAUUCAUCCCAAUUCACAUUUUACAUUGUGGUCAGGGGAGGAAAAUACUCAUACCACAUUUGUUCAAAUGAGUCAUCAAUACUCACAGGAACUUUUUAAAGCAUUACAUGGUCAAGUUGCACAGCUAUGAUGAUAAUACACCCUUAGGUUUUAGCUGAAGAAAGAGCUGUCCAUCCAUCAAUAAAGUGGAUCAAAUGACUAUGUGAUAUGCUCCCUGGAUUGAGUUUUAUGAAGGAAUAAAAGAGAAAAUGAUAUUUCUGCCUUUGUGAGGCUCCCAGUUUGAUGGAGACAAAGCACCUAUUCUUCCUUCUUUAUGUUUGUAUCUCUAGUGCCAAGCAUGUGUAGGCAUUUAAUAAAUGUUUGCUUGUUGGUUGAUCCUGAGAACACUUAGUUUAAUAAGGACCAGGUAUGAAAUCUGCUUUUUGAAGACCUCUUAAAGUGAGAGAAAAGCUUCUGAAGCCAACCUCAGAAUCUCCUACUCUAGUCAAUUAUUCAGCAAGCAUUUAUUGAGCACUUACUAGCACUAUGGUGGAUGUUGUGAGGGAAUAAAAAAAAAGUAUUUGAUGUUAAGAUAGUAGAGAAGAGAGAAAAGCAGAACGAGGACCAGAGGUAGAAGAGAUCAAGAGUACAGUUUACAUAGGAUCAAUAUAGAGUACCUCAAAGGUUUUCCCUGUGAUUAUCAGGGCAAUUGGAAUGUCAGAAAUUGUAUUUUGGUAAGCAGGGGGAGCAGUUAUGAGAUUAGUUUGAUGUAAUGGAUAGAGCCUUGAACUUGGAGUCAAGAAAGCAUGAGUUAGAAUCCUACCCUAGACACUUACUGGAUAAGCCACUGUAGGCAUAUCACUUAACAUCUCAACCUGUUUUCUCAUCUAUAAAAUGGAGAUAAUCAUAACACCUACCUCAAAAGCAUUGUAAAGUUUGAAAGAUAUAUCUGUAAAGGGCUUUUCAAAUCUUAAAAUCCUAUUAUUAUUACAUAGUAAAAAUAUAUUCCUAGGAAAACUACGAGCCCCCAUGCACAACCCUCUAUGCAGAAUUAUGCCAGUGUUGAUGGGGACUGAGCAAGUAUCUCACAGCCUCUGAUCAUUGUAGUUACCAAUGAAGGGAGAAAUCCUUGUGGAAUAGUGGCUCACUGCCCUCAUGACUACCACUACCAAUUGCAGUCCAAUGGGAAGAUAGGCACAGGAGCCCUGAGAGUGGCAGCACCCCUAGACCAUCAGUCUUGUUUCCAGACCAGCCCUAGUGGCCAUCCCUCCUGUUAACCAAGUGCUACCCAGAGAUGAGGGAAGCCAGGGAGGAAAGAGACAGAAGGCAAAAUGUGCCAGGCAAGUCUAACCACCACUACCACCUUGGCUCAGACUCUGCUAGAGAUCACCUAGGACCCAUGGGACUUGGGAAAAGCAGUCUAGCCUAGUGUCCUCAGCCAUCAUUCUGGGAAGCAACCCUCAUGAAGAUUAAGCCUGGCAACCGUUUCUGUAGGGGCUACAGCCACAUCUUUUGAAAACAACCUUUCUCUCCUCCCCACCAAAACUCUUGCUACCAAGAACUUGGCACUGAUAAAUACUUUAACAUCAGAAACUGAAAUGAUUUUAUCUGUGAAAAUGACAUUAAAGAAAAAAUAUUGUCAUCGACUUUGCUGUUAUACCCUAGGAAUCAUGAAAACUUUCCAUCUGAUUUGCAGCUGAAACUUUCCAUAGGUAUUGUCUUCACCCUUAGAAUGUGAACUCCUUAAGAGCAGGGAUUGUUUAAUUUUCUAUCUAUACUUUUCUAUUCCUGUUGCUUAGCACAUUGCUUUGACUAUAAGAAGUGUUUAAUUAAAUGUGUUAUUGAUUCAUUCAGUCAUUCAUAUGGGAUAACAAAUUCAUAUUUAUACAUGGCCUAACAAUUGUAAUUCUUAGCAUGCUUUUCCCUUUUUCUGUCACAGUGACACUACUUAUGUAAGAGAAGUCAGGGCAAUUCCAUAGCAUGUUGUGUGGACUUCUUGUGGUAAAUUUAGUGAAGAGCAUGAACAAGAAUGUCAGAAAAUGAGCAGUUCUGGAUGGGCUGUGAUCCGUCUUGUAGGAGGAAACAUCCAAUCAUUUGGACUAUCCAGUUGUAAGAGGAAACAUCUAAUCAAAACACCCAACAUUUGUGUAUUUAGUUAUACAUACAAAUAAGAGCAAAAUAUGUUAAACUUGGAGAUUUUAAAGGAUUUUGUGUAUAAUGAAUAAUCAAGAAAAAUAUGGAAAUAGGUGGUUUUAAGAAUUGCAGUUAAGGGGGCAGCUGGGUGGCUCAGUGGAUUGAGAGCCAGGCCUAGAGAUGGGAUGUCCUGGGUUCAAAUCUAGCCUCAGACACUUCCCAGCUGUGUGACCCUGGGCAAGUCACUUAACCCCCACUGCCUAGCUCUUACCACUCUUCUGCCUUGGAACUUAUUGGUUCUAAGACAGAAGGUAAGGGUUUAAAAAAAAAAGAAUUGCAGUUAAGCUAUCCACAUCCAGAGAAAGAACUGUAGAAACAGAAAGCAGAAGAAAAGGAUAUGAUUGAUCACAUAGUUUGAUAGGGAUAUGAUUAGGAUUUUGAUGUUAAAAGAUCACUCUAUUGCAAAUAUGAAUAACAUGGAAAAAGUUUUUGAACAAUAAUACAUGUAUAACCCAGGGGAACUGUUUGUCAGUUUUGGGAUCGGGGAGGAAAGAGCUAGGAGGGUGGGGAUCAUGAAUUAUGUAACUGUGGGAAAAUAUUCUAAAUUUUAAAAAAAUCUAAAAAAAACGGUUUGCAGGUAAAACAUAACUUUCCUUUGGAAAACUGAAAAAUUCAGAGAGAAAAAAGUUGGAUUUUAUAAAACUCAGAAAUGAAAUUAAAAACUCCAGAUACAAGAUUUUUUUGGUAGCAGUUGGAAUCAAGUGUUCCAUAUAUAGAUAUAUAGUUUUUGGAUGGUUUCACUUAAUAAUAAAUCUAUAGCAAGUAUUUUAGUUCCCAUCAAUAAACCCAAAAAAGGAUAGUCUAUUGAAGAAGGGUAAAAAAAAUAGGCUAUUGUUAGGACCACCUAACCAGACUAAUAUACAGACAAGAUAUUUUAAUACUUAACAUUCAAGUUAUUUGCCUUACUUGACCAGUUGAUUAAAGAGUACAUGACAGACACUAAAAUCUAACAGGUAAGGGAAUUUUAAAAAUCUUUAAAUUGAAAGGGACUGUAGAGAUCUCCUCAAUUCUGUACCUAUGUUGAUUGAAAAGAAUUUAAAUGUUGGGCUUUACAUUUGAACCUGUUAAAAUGUCAUCUGGUUUUUGCCCUUCAUUCUAGUCUUUCUUCCUCUUUUAACAUUCUUUUAAAAUUCUAUCAUCCAGUGUAUUAACUCUUCCAGCUAGUUUUUAAUUAUAUGCUAACUUUAUAAAUGAAUUUUAUGGCUUCUUCUGAGUUGUUGAUGAAAAUGAUUAAUAAGCUAAAGUAAAGGCUUGUGGCAUACUAUUAGAGUACUGUUUCUAGGAUACAUCAUUAAUCAAAAAUCUUUGCGUCUAGUUAUCCAAUUAAUACAAAUUUGCCUAAUUUAACUAGCACCCAGUCAACACUUCUCCUCUUCCACAAGGAUAUCAUGUUUCUAUCAGUUAAAAUCGUAAAGGAAUUUGGAAUAAAAGGGAAAACCAAGGUACAAAUAUGAUCUAUUUACAUAAAUCAUCCUUUAUAAUAACUUCAAUUAUUUCUUUGGUAGACUAUUAUAAAUUACUAUGUUUUAUCUUAUCUGUCCAUUUACAUGCCAAACUUGAAGUGAGGAAGACCCAAGUUCAAAUCUUGCCUCAUUCAUUUACUAGUUGUGUGACAUUGGGUAAGUCAUUUAAUCUCUCCCAGCUUCAGUUUCCACACCUAUAAAUUCAGGAUAAAAAUGGCAUCCAGGGUUGUUGUAAGGAUAAAAUUAUUAUUAUUUGUGGGUGAUAACUAAUAACCAGCUCAGGUGACCCUUCUUGAAAAAAAAAUACACAGACACAAUGCAUAUAAUUCUUUUUAUUGCUUUUGCUUAUUAAAAAAUAACUCUGGAUAGUUUAACAUGUGAUAGUGGCAGGUUCUAUGUAAUUACAGUUAUGUAUUUUAGAAAUAAAAAUGAGAUAUUGAAAUAAUUCAUUUUGUGUAUUAAAAAGUAAAAAUUUAAUCAAAAUGCUUUUUUUCUAGACAUAAAAAUCUAAGCAAAUCUACCUAUAAAAAUUAAAAUUAACUUUGCUAGAUUUCAAUAUAAGAGUCCAUAACUAAUAUGUUUCUCCUUCCUCCAUCCCUAGCACUGCUAUUCCUCUUCAGAGUUAAGAUUUUUUAAAAUGUUAACAUUUCAUAAUGUUAACAUGUUUCUCAUUCUACAUCAUCUUCAAUCAAACUUUGCAGAUUAAACAAUUUGCGGCUAGUUAUUGGUUACUUAGAAGCAUCGGGAAUAUCGGUGGUAGAAAUAUCUGCUGUAAAACUUGUAAUAACUGCUACAGCUACCCACAGGAAGCAGAGGCAUUUGGUCAGAUGGUUGAAACCUUUUUAAUAUUCAGUCUGGGCUAGUGAUUCCUUACCAAGCUGCGUCUCUUUAAGAAAGAACUUCUGAACAGCCCUAGCUGUUGGGUAACUUUUUUAGUAAGUUUAUGUUUCUAUCUUUGCUUUUGUGAUCUGUGUUUUCAAGUUGGAGUGUUCAGUGCAGAAGCCACUGAACAGGGCUCUGCACGUGGCCGGUGAUAGUGUUCCUCCAUGUGCAACCUACCAUGUUUCCUGCUGCUGGAGGUGAUAAUUCUAUUCUUUAUCUCAUGGUUCAUUUAUUUAACUAAUUGUCGGCUGUCUUCAUUAGAGCGAUUAAUACUCUCCAGCCUCAUGAUUUUUAAACAUUUUCAUGUAAAAAGAGACCUUAAUGAGAAAUAGUAAAUAAAUCAUUAUAAAGAAGUGGGAAAAAGGGCUUGAAUUCUUUUGGUGUUGAUCUAUGGGCAUGUUUUCUCCCCCAGCAUGGCAUCCUUGACCUCUGCAGAAUAUGGGAGUGCCUCUGGCGACUUCCUCCCUCAGAAUUCUAGUAGUUACAUAUCCUUGGACUUUGAACCCAACAUUGACUACCAGUUUGUGGAACAAUUAGAAGAACGUUAUAAAUGUGCAUCGUGCCAUUCUGUUCUUCACAACCCGCAUCAGACUGGCUGUGGACAUCGAUUCUGUGAGAACUGUAUCCUAUCCUUGAGAGAAUUAAAUACAGUAUCCAUUUGCCCGGUAGAUAAAGAGAUUAUCAAACCCAAGGAGGUGUUUAAAGAUAAUUGCUGCAAACGAGAAGUCCUCAACUUACAAGUUUUUUGCAAAAAUGCUCCCCAUUGUGCUGCCAAGAUGAUUCUGGGGAGAUACCAGGAUCAUCUUCUACAGUGCUUAUUUCAAUCUGUGCAAUGUUCUAAUGAGUGUUGUCAGGAAAGAAUCCUUCGAAAAGAUUUGAAAAACCACCUGGAAUUACACUGUCAGUUUCGAGAGGAAAUGUGCCCAUAUUGUAAUAAGGAUGUAGUGAUUAUCGAUUUACAGAAUCACAAGGAACAAUUUUGCCCCAACUACCCUGUAUCUUGUCCCAAUAACUGUUUACAGAUUAUUACAAGAACUAAGGUUAAUGAGCAUAUUUCUGUGUGUCCAGAGGUGGAACAAGAAUGUGCUUAUAAGCAUUAUGGCUGUCCUGUAAAGGACAAAAGGAGUAAUCUUAAGAAACAUGAGAAUUCUGCCUUGAGAGAACACAUGCUCCUGGUUUUAGAAAGGAAUUCCAGGUUAGAAGAACAGAUUUUUGACUUACACAAGAACUUAGAAUUAAAAGAAAGUAAAAUUCAGCAGUUAAGUGAAACUGUGAAGAAAUUUGAAAAGGAAUUUAGACAGUUUGUACAGCUAUUUGGCAAAAAUGGUAACUUGCUGGCAAGUACUCAGGUUCUUGCCAGUCAUAUUGAUAAAUCAGCUUGGUUGGAAACCCAAGUAAGAGAGUUAUUGGAGUUGGCUAACCAGCAGGAAAACAAACUUGAUCUAAAACCCUUGAUCAAUACAAUUGAUACGAUAAAGCAGAAGAUCACUCUGCUGGAAACCUAUGACCAGAGAUUGGUCACUUUGGAAGGCCAGACUAACAGACAUGAUGUCCACAUUAAUGUUCAUAAAGCCCAGCUGAAUAAAAAUGAAGAACGAUUUAAAAUGCUAGAAGGUACUUGUUAUAAUGGCAAAUUGAUAUGGAAGGUGACAGACUACAAGAUGAAAAAAAAAGAAGCCACAGAAGGACGCACAGUAUCCAUAUUCAGCCAGCCUUUCUACACCAGCCGCUGUGGCUACCGACUCUGUGCAAGAGCCUACUUGAAUGGGGAUGGGUCAGGGAAAGGAACACAUUUAUCAUUGUACUUUGUGGUGAUGAAAGGAGAAUUCGACUCAUUGUUGCAGUGGCCUUUCAAGCAGAGGGUUACCAUGAUGCUUUUGGACCAGAGUGGGAAAAAAAACCACAUUACAGAGAUCUUCAAGGCUGACCCCAAUAGCAGUAGCUUUAAAAGGCCUGAUGGAGAGAUGAACAUUGCAUCUGGUUGCCCUCGCUUUGUGGCUCAUUCCACUCUGGAGAGCACCAAAAAUACCUAUAUCAAAGAAGAUACACUAUUUAUGAAAGUGGUUGUAGAUUUAUCUGACCUGGAGGACCUGUAAGAAGUACCUGGAUUCAUUGUUGCUAUGAUGAGAGAAGCUCUUGAGUUCACAACAGUGAUGGUCAGAUUCAGUUGCGAGAGUGAACCCAUUUCUAAUGUAUGUUUAGAUUUUUUUCUCUUAAUAUUUAAAAGCCAUUCAAAAAUACCAAAAUUUUAGCUCAUCUUUUCUUCUCAGUAGACUGAAUGUAAUGCCUUGUUUCGAUUGUUAGACCCCUUACCCUAUUCUUUUCCAUAUUAUUAUUUAUCUUUUAAAGUAUAUAUCUUUUCUAUCUAAUUAAAUUGUGGUUUUCUUGAGGGCACUUCUCAACUCCAGCAACUAGAAAGGUGCUUCUUACUUAUGUUUGUUGAUGAUGUUGCUAAUGAUAAUGAUAAGGUAAAAAUGGUUCUCUAGACCUGACUUUGCAACUGAAGAAAUACUAUUCAUGGCAAGUUAUUCAUUUUGUAAAUGAAUAAUUUUAUUAUAAGAUGCCCAACUAACCAGACUCUUUUGGACAGUAUGCUAAACCUAUGACUACUUGGACUCUAUUAAAAUUAUUAUGAAGCUUCAGUAAUCUAUAACAUAGAAGUAUAACCUAGGGGAAGGAAAGAUAAAUGGAUUGAACAUUUUCUCUUUCUUUCCAGAGUGGAGGAAAAAAGAUGCUAAAAAGCACAAGAAUAAGAUUAUAGGGAGGUGUGUCCUGCUAAUAUGUUCAUCCUCUAUAAAAUGAAAAUGAUUUUAUUAUAACCUUUAAGUUGGAGAUUGAGAACUUGAGAAUUAGUAGGAUGAGAAACUCUUUGAAAAUCUAAACUCAGUGACGUGGGAGAUUGGGAGAAUAUAAGAUGGGGAAAAAAAGAAUGAAGAUAAUGAUGGCUAUUUGGCAAAAGCUAGGGAUAAUAAAUGGGCAAUCCAUGUACCACUGGUAUCUUUGCAGCAUCAAGAGAAAGCCAGGGAGAUCCUCAACAUACUGAAAAGAUUCUCUGUUGUGAAUAUAUGGGUGGACAUGGUCAAGAGGAUGGUAAGGCCUGGGUGGACUGGGUACCUCAUUAGAUGAGAUCACAGAUGCAUUUGAGUAUUGUUGAAGAAAAUGAAGUGAGGAGAUUCCAAAAGGGCUCUAAGAUGAAAGAUCAGUUUCACUUGAGCACUGAGACUGAUUUUUAAAAUAGUAUACUUAUCUCAAAUAUUGAUUUCAAAAAGUGAUGUAUUUUUUGAGGGGACUUUGGAAUUCAAAGUAUGAUAUAAUGAAUAUUGUACUGGGCAUGGGGUCAAGAAAAUCUGGGUUCAAAUCCCAACUCGAACACUUAUUAACCAUGCAACUAUGGACAAGUCAUUUAAUCUUUAUGAAUUUCAGUCUCCUUAUCUGCAAAAUGGAAAUAAUACCUGUAGUACUCUACUUCAUAAAAUUGUUAUAUGUAUAUACAUAUACACAUAUGUGUAUAUAUAUAUAUAUAUAUGGUUGAAAUAAGAUGACAUAUCAAAUGUUUGGCAUACCACAAGAUGCUAUAAGGAUUUCAGUUUUUAUUAAAUAAAAAUGGCCAUGAUAUAAAUGCAUAAAACUUAUUACCACCAUCCUUAAUUAUUUCAAACAUAUUACUGCCAGGAAUUUUAUAAGGAAUGGAGGAUACAUAUUCUCAUCAACAUGUAUAGUUCUAAAAGUAGAUAUCAAUCUGGAUAUAAUGGAAAGAAUAUUUAGUCCUUCUGCCAAAGAAUGGCACUUUUGUUGACUGCAAUGUUUCCUGUAACCUUGGUGCCAUAUCAUGGAUUUUCUUAUGUUAAAAUCUUUUUGUUUUUACAAAUGCAUGCAAAGGAAAAUAUUACAUUCAAAAGAUAACUUUUUGUUAGAAAGUAAAUAGCUCAUUGGGUAUAAAGGUAGCAAUGGCCUGCCAAAUAAUAAUUGCAGUACCAACUUUAAGAAAUGUUAUGUAAAUGUUUUCUGAGAUGGAUAGAACCAUAAUCACUUCCUGUAAAAUCAUUAAGAUGUUUAAAAGAGUUGUAAAGCAAUUAUUUUUUUAAAGGGUCAAACUAUUUAUAAAGACAUAUGGAAACAACAGCCUUUUACUGAAGAAUCCCUCUGUAACUUCUGGUGAAUUGUGUUAUUUUGUAGAUUUAUAAUGUGAACAGAUGCUUUCAAACAGACUUUGAAAGCAUUUUAUUAUUUUUUGAUUCAUAUUAAGCCCUGGUGGCUGCAAUUAUUUAUGAUGAUUUUUCAAUGUUUUUUAUCACGUUUUUUAAAUCACAGUUGUCUGUUCUAUAGGGUCAUGAAAACAUGUUUAUAAUGGGUUUGCUGUAAGCAAAAAACAAAAUUUUGACAAAAAAGCUCUUAUUUUCAUCAAACUGUGUAAAAAGUCUGAUUUUUAACUGAUUUGUUUAUUGAUUCAAAGUGCCAUUCAUCAACGAUAAAAAGAAUUAUGAUAGAAAACAUCAUUUUUGUUAAAAUAAAAGUGGCCUGUGUUUUGAAUAAAA
Messenger RNA from Monodelphis domestica (gray short-tailed opossum), 19006 nucleotides. The record is from RefSeq and is a predicted model, not a curated record. Lineage: Eukaryota; Metazoa; Chordata; Mammalia; Didelphimorphia; Didelphidae.